This is a messenger RNA of Stylophora pistillata, 1214 nucleotides long. RefSeq names its product angiopoietin-related protein 7. The record is from RefSeq and is a predicted model, not a curated record. NCBI's taxonomy places the organism in Eukaryota, Metazoa, Cnidaria, Anthozoa, Scleractinia, Pocilloporidae.
CAGGGUGCGUGCAUCCAAAGAAUUACGCCAAAAUAAUUACAGUUCGAUACUCACAAGGAAUAGAACAGAAGAAGGCAGGCGGCAAGAGUGACUAGAUGAGAGAAGUGAACUUAACCCCUUUGUGAAUAACAUUGCAAACAACACAAGCAAAAAUACAAUGAGGGGAAUACGACAAGGAAUAGGUUCUGUUAUGCUCUUUCUGGCACUUUAUGUGACUUUUCAAAUCAAAGCAUCAACGCAUGCAACCCCAAUAGAUUGCAAAAAGAACACUGCAGUCUGCUUAGAAGAGAUAAUGAAACAAAUCACUCAAGCUCGAUUUGAGGUUAAAAUUCUCAUGGAGAGCAAAACAUUGGCGAGACCUAAAGACUGUGCUGAGCUGUACAAAUCAGGCCAAAGAGUCAGCGGCGUUUACACAAUCGACCCCGAUGGUUUAGGUGCCUUUAAUGUAUAUUGUGACCAAACAACAGCCGGUGGGGGAUGGACAGUAUUUCAGAAGAGACUAAAUGGCUCCGUUGAUUUUAACCGCACUUGGAAUUACUACAAAUAUGGCUUUGGUAACUUGGUCGGUGAAUUUUGGCUUGGCCUGGACAAGGUAAACCGCCUGACGCGAAACAAGCCAUAUAACAAGCUUCGAGUAGAUCUGGGAGUGACUACUGGCAAAACUGUUCACGCUGAGUAUGACUGGUUUGGGAUUGGGACCGAGAUGGCUAAGUACCGGCUGUACAUUACCAAUACUGCAAGUGCGACUGAUCCUCUUGGUCAUCACAGAUAUUUCGUUUUUGGUACCUGGGAUAGAGAUCCUGCUAAUUGCUCUCAAAGAAGAGGCGGAGGCUGGUGGUAUGGCAACAGUAGUUAUUGUGCUGUUUUGUCAAAUCUCAACGGAAUUUAUCCGCGUUGUGGGAAUGAAACCUGGGCCAAUAUCUACUGGGGAAAUUUAGAUAAAAAAAGUCCCAAGGGAAACGUUCCCACAUCGACUGAAAUGAAAAUUAGACCUGUGGAUUUUUUGUAGAGCUUCCUCGUGAGGGUAUAGAGAUUUUCACAUGUUUUGAUGAAUUGUUUUGGAGGUGAUAACCAAUGUAUAACUGGCCCAGUUAUAUCCCUCGCUGAUUACGAUUGUGAUUUCCUGAUGAGUGUUUACUUUGCCUUGCCUGAAUUUAAAUAUAUUCCCGUGGGGAAACAUCAUCGUAAAUUGUUUCCUAUUAUAUACUUUUAUA